AUGGCUGCUCCCAGUCUCAAUGCGGUUAGAGUGAGGCUGUAUUUUGACUAUCCGCCCCCAGCCCUGCCGGACUGUCGUAUGUGCUGGCUUUUAGUAAACCUUAACAAAUGUCGCGUCAUCGCGGAUCUGGCCAGCGUUAUUCGGGAAAAGUUUAACUACAGCCGCAAAACUAUGUUAGACCUCUUCAUUGAGGAUUGCUACCUCCCUCCUCCAGAGAGCAUCUACGUCGUUCGUGACAACGACAGUAUUAGGGUGAAGGUUGCCAGCUUACCUCCUGUAAAUGAAUCGGAGCCCAGUAAACACUCAGGUAUACCCGACCAUAAAGGCAAGAAGAGGAGGAGAGAGGAGCAGGAACAGUCAGUGGCGGGGUGUUUGAGCGAGGGACCACAACAAAAAAAGGAGAAAUCCCAAGUCAAUGGAUCCCUGGAAACUGGGCAUAAGAAAAAGAAAACAAAGAAAGACAAGAAAAAGAAAAAGGAAGAAAAGCAGGUUGUCAGCAAGCCGGAGGUUGUUACCCCAAAACAAACAGUCCCCUCAAAGUCACUGCCAGACAGAACAAGUAAACCAGCAGCGGUCUCUGUUCCCACUGCCAGAAGGAAAUCAAGUGAAUCCUCCUCAGACUCUUCAGAUAGCAGUGAAGAGGAAACCCAGAAGAAAACCACUCCAGCCCGGCCUACUCCUAAACAGUCCAGCACCAUCAAAAAGUCAACUGUCAUUCAAAAAAGCUCCUCAUCAGACUCCUCCUCUGACGACGAGGUGGUUCCUCCGUCCCGCAAAAACAAUCCCUCUGUUACACCGAAACCGCCGGCUGUCACAAACUCAAACAUUCCAGCCCAGAAACCAUCUCAGACUUCCUCAGACUCCGACUCCGACUCCGACUCCUCCUCGCCGUCUGCGAGUUCCGUAAAAAAAAAACCCCACCCUCAGAAAUCGCCUGCCGUCACCCGAACACCCGCAGUUCAGCCGCCUCCAGCGCCAGCUCUCUCAGCGUCUACUCCCAUUGUGAAGAAGCCCCAGGCUGCGUGUGAGAGCUCGGACUCGGACAGCAGCAGUGAGACAGAGCUGGUCAUCAAAAAACCAAACUUACAGGGGUCGGGACUCAAUAUACGACCCCCUCACGUCGGGGAGUCUACUGGGAGGGAGUGGGGGGAAAAGAGGAGCCCGUGGAGAGGCAGGGGUCGGGGCGGGAACCGAGGAGGUGGGAGAGGUGGGUUUGGGAGGGCUAGAGGAACGCCAUGGAAACAGGACUACCAUUACAGCUAUGAAGAAAGCAAGAGGCUGAACUUUAAUGAUUCUCUCAGCAACAAGAGUCUAAUUCUACAGAAUCCCCCAGCGCCGCUCCCCAAACGAGACUACAGUGCACUGCCUCUACUGGCAGCACCACCCCCAGUGGGACAGAAGAUUGCUUUCAAGCUUUUGGAGUUAACAGAAAGCUACACUCCUGAAGUGUCAGAGUAUAAAGAAGGGCUGAUCAUUGGAUACAACAACAGCACUAAUGUCAUUGAGAUGGAACUGCUCACCGGGACUCAGGGUCCAGCUGAGCCCGGUAAGUUUGACCUGGUGUAUCAGAACCCGGACGGCUCAGAGAGUGUGGAGUACGCCGUCACUCGUGGAUCUCAGCUGACUGAGCAGUGGGAUUCUUUGCUGGAGCCGAGGCUCAUUGUGGAGAAUGUGGCUUGAGAGACAGACAAAGCAGGCGAGCUCUGGAGCCCACGUCACGCAGACCAGGGGCAA
Chanos chanos (milkfish) is the source of this 1734-nucleotide messenger RNA. It is a transcript of the gene coil, whose product is annotated as coilin p80. Lineage: Eukaryota; Metazoa; Chordata; Actinopteri; Gonorynchiformes; Chanidae. Gene Ontology annotation, biological process: spliceosomal snRNP assembly. The transcript is spliced from 8 exons. Bases 1 to 1680 code for a protein of 559 amino acids. Gene Ontology annotation, cellular component: Cajal body. Gene Ontology annotation, molecular function: U2 snRNA binding; U1 snRNA binding. The record is from RefSeq and is a predicted model, not a curated record.